AGGAGAUCGAUUCACGUGCAAAAAAACGCGUCUUCAGCAAAAUCGAGGAAAAAAUAGUAACUAACCAGAACAAUCAAUCAAAAGGAAAUUUCCUAGUCUAUAUACAUCCAUUAUAAAUCCGACAGACUGGCAAGACUUAGUGUAAAAGCUUCGAUCAAUCCACAACAGAGGCCCGUAGCAUUUGCGAAGUAGGAAGAUCAACAUGGCUUAUGGAACUCUGGAAGUGCUCCUGGUCAGUGCCGAGGGGCUCCAGAAUUCUGAUUUCCUCUGCAACAUGGACCCAUAUGUGAUCGUGAAAUGCAGAACUCAGGAACAGAAAAGCAGCGUUUCAUCCGGUCAAGGCAGCAAUCCAGAGUGGAAUGAGAAAUUUGUGUUCACUGUAUCGGAAGGAACUACUGAACUCAUAUUAAAAAUCAUGGAUAGUGAUGCUGCUAACGAGGAUGAUUUCGUGGGAGAGGCCAGUAUCCCAUUGGAGGCACUAUUCAGUGAAGGAAGCCUUCUCCCUACUCCCUACAAUGUUGUACUCCCGGAUAAGACCUACUGUGGGGAGAUCAAAGUAGGCCUCACAUUCACUCCUCAGAAAGAAGAAGAAUAUGGCCAGGAAGCAGGGGAGCAGAUUGGAGGAUGGAAGGAAAGCUCUUACUAAUUAUAUACAUACUAGGGAGCAUGUCUACUAGGCAAAAAAUAAAACUUGGCUCCCUCCAUUGGGGGAGCUUGAUGCAUGUAAUAAACUUAAAUUGGGGUUGUUUUUCCUUAAAGAAAAAGACUCUUUAGUUUUAUCUUAAUUUCCUUCCUGUCCUGUUGAUUGUUGAUUGACUCUUCAUGAUUUAACUAGGAACCUCUAGUUUUUAUGGUUUGAAGAGGACAUCGAUAAUUGUAUGAUAUUUUCUGAAUAACAAGAUAAGACCAUUAAUGCGAUGAA
This is a messenger RNA of Cryptomeria japonica (Japanese cedar), 922 nucleotides long. Its product is annotated as elicitor-responsive protein 3. The transcript is spliced from 5 exons. The record is from RefSeq and is a predicted model, not a curated record. NCBI's taxonomy places the organism in Eukaryota, Viridiplantae, Streptophyta, Pinopsida, Cupressales, Cupressaceae. Bases 203 to 646 code for a protein of 147 amino acids.